This is a messenger RNA of Plasmodium yoelii, 945 nucleotides long. RefSeq lists its product as uncharacterized. The coding region runs from base 1 to 945 and encodes 314 amino acids. The transcript has 3 exons. The record is from RefSeq and is a predicted model, not a curated record. Lineage: Eukaryota; Apicomplexa; Aconoidasida; Haemosporida; Plasmodiidae.
AUGGAUUAUGAACUGUGUGAAAAUUUUAAUACAGUAAUUGAAGAAUAUCCCGAUGAAUUAAAUAAUUCUGAUGGAAAUCGUUUUUAUAGGAUAUCGGGUAUUGAUGCAUACUGCUUUGAUGAAGGAUCAGGGAAACCAGAAUGUAAGACUGAGCUCGAUAAAAUAAAUGCUUUAUGCUUAUGGUUUCUCAAUGAAAAUAUUGCUUAUAGGAUUAAAGAUUUAAGUAAAGAAAAAAUUAAUGUGUUUAUUAUAUACAUUAUGAUAUGGUUAAAUUAUAUGUUAAACCUAAAGAAAGAUGACAAAACCAACCUAAAUAAUUUGUAUACUAAACAUAUAGAAAAGGAUGCGAAUUAUACUAAAUGUAAACGUCAUAGUAAAGAUUGUAAUAGUACAUUAAAAGAAAACACGGGAUAUAAUAAUUUUAAGGAAAUCAUGGUUGAAAGAAAGGAUUUGUUGAACAUUAAUUAUGAAGAUAUAUCUAAAUUUUAUGAAGCAUUUAAAUUAUUAUGUAAAAUUCCUACUGAGAAUGAUGAAGACAAUCUAGAAUGCACGAAAUAUUUGGAAUAUGCAAAUGACAUUGUUGAAAAAUUUAAAAAACUUAAUGAAAAUUCUAGUGCUACUGGAAACACUUCAUAUAAUCAAGUAUGGUCUACUUUAUCAACUGAUUAUGAUAGUUUUAAAAAUAAAUAUAAUGGUAUUAAUUGUAUGAAUAUUCCAUCGCUUCCAUCGAUAAAAACAACACAACAUCACGUACAAAGUUCUGAUGUUACAUCAUCAAGCUUUUCGAUAGUAAAAAAAUUAAUUCUAGCUUUAUCAAUAUUCAGUGCAAUAACAAUCUUUUUGGGAAUUUUUUAUAAGUGUUCGUUAUUUGUAUUACGGAAAAGAGAUAAAAAACAACAUUUAAGAGAAAAGCUAAAAAAUAUAAAGAAGAGAAUGAAUCAUUAA